This is a messenger RNA of Alternaria alternata, 739 nucleotides long. RefSeq names its product ribosomal protein S8. The record is from RefSeq and is a predicted model, not a curated record. NCBI's taxonomy places the organism in Eukaryota, Fungi, Ascomycota, Dothideomycetes, Pleosporales, Pleosporaceae. The transcript is spliced from 2 exons. Gene Ontology annotation, cellular component: cytosolic small ribosomal subunit; ribosome. Bases 230 to 622 code for a protein of 130 amino acids. Gene Ontology annotation, biological process: translation. Gene Ontology annotation, molecular function: structural constituent of ribosome.
CACCGCAAUCACACGAGGUAUGUCUUUGACCCGAGUGCCCUUCAGAGCCAGGAGAUGCACUCGCCGUCGUCCGCAAGGAUGAAGGCGACACUGCCUCUCCUCUUCGACAAGAGCUGAAGAACCCUCAUGCAAGGGCACUCUCCAUGCUCUGGCAUCUGGAGGCUAACCACCCACGCGCAGAUACCUCAGUCGCCUCCGCCACAGAGAAUCUCCCGAUAACACCGUCAAAAUGGUCAAGACUUCCGUCCUCAACGAUGCGCUCAACGCCAUCAACAACGCCGAGAAGGCUGGCAAGCGCCAAGUCAUGAUCCGUCCUUCUUCCAAGGUCAUCGUCAAGUUCCUUACUGUCAUGCAGCGUCACGGCUACAUUGGCGAGUUCGAGGAGGUCGACGACCACCGCAACGGCAAGAUCGUCAUCCAGCUCAACGGCCGCAUCAACAAGACCGGUGUCAUCUCUCCCCGCUACAACGUCCAGCUCCGCGACAUGGAGAAGUGGGUUGUCAAGCUACUCCCCUCGCGUCAAUUCGGUUACAUCGUCCUCACCACCUCUGCCGGUAUCAUGGACCACGAGGAGGCCCGCAGGAAGCACGUUGCCGGAAAGAUCCUUGGUUUCUUCUACUAGAUUACUCGAAUUUGUGGUGGAGUGGGAUGCAAUAUACCCGGACUUGGGCAAGCAUAUGUUUGGCCAAGUAGUCCAUCAUGGAACGUUAAACGAAGAAAUGACAAAAGUUCAUGACUG